AUGAAGAUCCCAGAUGGGGUGGAGCAAAUAUGCUGGGGAAUGAAGAAAAUAUCUGGCAUGUUGGAAGGAAAGGCUGUUGAAAUUGCCCUGGAUGCAACAUAUAAUACAAAUGCGAAGCACCUAGAGCUAUAUAGUGUGCUUGCAGAAUAUGAUAAUGCUGGCUUCCCACUCAUACAAAAGCCUUACAACAGUGGGCUACUUGCCUUUGUGACCAUUAUCAUGUUCACCCAUGGUUUAUCCAUGUCAACAAGGAUAUGGCAGAAAUUACUCUGCUGGUGGCAUCUGUGGAGAGCUGUACAAGAAUGGUUAGCAAGAGAAAAACUGUCAAAAACACCCUACCACCUCCUCUGGGCAAAUCAUGAAUUUUCCUUCAUCAGUGUUGACUUCCAGCCCCUCAGCACACCUGAUGUUGCCAAGUUUGAGGGCAGAGUCCUUCUGGAACAUGAUGAGAUCCCCCAUGACAACAUCGUGCCUUCACUGUCCAAUCACAUCCCAAAUCCAUCUUUCAGCAUCACUACCAAACCAGACAUCAGCACAUAUGAAUCCAUCACAGGCACAGGCAGAGUCAUCAGCAACACAAAACUUACAAUUAAAGUAAAGGCACCAAAGCAACUGGAGAGCACACCAUCCUGA
Pisolithus orientalis is the source of this 633-nucleotide messenger RNA. RefSeq lists its product as uncharacterized. The record is from RefSeq and is a predicted model, not a curated record. NCBI's taxonomy places the organism in Eukaryota, Fungi, Basidiomycota, Agaricomycetes, Boletales, Pisolithaceae. The coding region runs from base 1 to 633 and encodes 210 amino acids. The transcript has 4 exons.